This is a messenger RNA of Phanerochaete carnosa HHB-10118-sp, 704 nucleotides long. RefSeq lists its product as uncharacterized. Lineage: Eukaryota; Fungi; Basidiomycota; Agaricomycetes; Polyporales; Phanerochaetaceae. The coding region runs from base 369 to 659 and encodes 96 amino acids. The transcript has a single exon. The record is from RefSeq and is a predicted model, not a curated record.
GAUACUGAACGGUUGCGUAGGCGCCUGCUAUCAGUGCUACCUCCAGACGUCAAACAUCUUAUCUCGCCACAGAAGAGCAGUGCCGAUAGCAGCAACGACAGCUCGCCCGCCCCUAACCAAGAUGUCGUAGACUCUGUCUUGUCCAUCUUAUCCCCUCUAUUUGAAGAAGAUGCCACAACGAACGGAAACGGUGCCUCAACAGGAAGGAGGCGGAAGAAGAGUAUCAAAGGCUGGGAUGGGGAGAGUGUUAUAAUCUCUCGCAACUACUUAUGUGACAUCGGCGAACAAGACGGUCGGUUGCCAUUCGUCUCUCUUGAGCGACACAUGCUGAUAUUUUCUGCACAGAUCCGCUCAUGCAUCAACGCAUCAUGCAGACCACCGCGAACGCGGACGGCAGUGCCAUAACCCACGUGGUCAUGCAGUGUACCUUGCAAGAGCUUUCCAAAGCCACCGGUCUCCGUGCGGAAGAUGCUGCAUUUGCCCUGGCAGAGUGCGGUCUACUGCGACACAGGACUAUAAGGAAGAUGGACACAAGGGCGGACGAUGAACCACCUGAAGAAGAGGAGUACACUACCGUGACGAGGGAGAUGGUGGAGACUGUGGCAAAAGAGAGGAAUGUAAAGAGGAUGUGUAUGGACUUGAAGCAUGUACUAUUAUGAGACUUCUUUUGCGGCUUCUUGGCCAUAUGUCAAAGACGACUAAAU